Urocitellus parryii (Arctic ground squirrel) is the source of this 2522-nucleotide messenger RNA. RefSeq names its product phenylalanyl-tRNA synthetase subunit beta (gene Farsb). The record is from RefSeq and is a predicted model, not a curated record. Gene Ontology annotation, molecular function: ATP binding; phenylalanine-tRNA ligase activity; RNA binding. Gene Ontology annotation, cellular component: cytoplasm; phenylalanine-tRNA ligase complex. Gene Ontology annotation, biological process: phenylalanyl-tRNA aminoacylation. Lineage: Eukaryota; Metazoa; Chordata; Mammalia; Rodentia; Sciuridae.
CGCAGUGGGCCCGACUCGCCAUGCCGACUGUCAGCGUGAAGCGCGAUCUGCUCUUCAAAGCUUUGGGACGGACCUACACUGACGAAGAAUUUGAUGAACUAUGUUUUGAAUUUGGUCUGGAACUUGAUGAAAUUACGUCUGAAAAGGAAAUAAUAAGUAAGGAACAAGGUAAUGUGAAGGCAGAGGGGGCCUCUGAUGUUGUUCUUUACAAAAUCGACGUUCCUGCCAAUAGAUAUGAUCUCCUGUGUCUGGAAGGAUUGGUUCGAGGGCUUCAGGUCUUCAAAGAAAGGAUAAAAGCUCCAGUAUAUAAACGGGUAAUGCCUAAUGGAGAAAUUCAAAAACUGAUUGUCACAGAAGAGACAGCUAAAAUACGCCCUUUUGCAGUCGCAGCAGUUCUCCGGAAUAUUAAGUUUACUAAAGAUCGAUAUGACAGCUUCAUUGAACUUCAAGAGAAAUUACAUCAGAAUAUUUGCAGGAAAAGAGCAUUGGUUGCCAUUGGUACUCAUGAUUUGGAUACUUUAUCAGGCCCUUUCACCUACACUGYAAAGCGUCCUUCAGAUAUCAAAUUCAAGCCUCUGAAUAAGACUAAGGAGUAUACAGCCUGUGAAUUAAUGAACAUAUACAAGACUGACAACCACCUUAAACAUUACUUGCAUAUCAUUGAAAAUAAACCUCUGUACCCAGUUAUCUAUGAUAGCAAUGGUGUCGUCCUUUCAAUGCCUCCAAUCAUCAAUGGGAAUCAUUCCAAAAUAACAGUAAAUACUAGAAAUGUAUUUAUCGAAUGCACAGGAACUGACUUUACUAAGGCAAAAAUAGUUCUUGAUAUUAUUGUCACCAUGUUCAGUGAAUAUUGUGAAAAUCAAUUCAUGGUUGAAGCAGCUGAGGUAGUUUUUCCUAAUGGGAAGUCAAAUACUUUUCCAGAACUGGCUUACCGAAAGGAGAUAAUUAGAGCUGAUCUUAUUAACAAGAAAGUUGGAAUCAGAGAAACUCCGGAAAAUCUUGCCAAGCUCCUGACCAGGAUGUAUUUAAAGUCAGAAGUCAUAGGUGAUGGGAAUCAGAUUGAGAUUGAAAUCCCUCCAACCAGAGCUGACAUUAUCCAUGCGUGUGAUAUUGUAGAAGAUGCAGCUAUUGCUUAUGGAUAUAACAACAUUCAGAUGACUCUCCCGAAAACAUACACCAUAGCUAAUCAAUUUCCUCUUAAUAAGCUCACUGAACUUCUCAGACAUGACAUGGCAGCAGCUGGAUUCACUGAAGCACUUACCUUUGCUCUGUGCUCCCAAGAAGAUAUUGCUGAUAAACUUGGUUUGGAUAUCUCUGCAACAAAGGCAGUCCACAUAAGUAACCCUAAAACAGCUGAGUUUCAGGUGGCACGCACUACCCUUCUUCCUGGCCUCUUAAAGACCAUAGCAGCAAAUCGGAAGAUGCCUCUUCCUCUGAAACUGUUUGAAAUCUCUGACAUUGUAGUAAAAGAUUCUAACAAAGAUGUAGGGGCAAAAAACUACAGGCAUCUCUGUGCUGUUUAUUACAACAAGAAUCCUGGGUUUGAGAUAAUCCAUGGGCUACUGGACAGAAUUAUGCAGCUGCUCGAUGUACCUCCUACCAAAGAUAAGGGAGGCUACAUGAUAAAAGCGUCAGAAGGCCCUGCUUUCUUCCCUGGACGAUGUGCUGAGAUCUUUGCCAGRGGUCAAAGCAUUGGGAAGCUCGGAGUCCUUCAUCCUGAUGUUAUCACCAAAUUUGAGCUGACCAUGCCCUGCUCCUCCCUGGAAAUCAAUAUUGAGCCUUUUUUGUGAGGAUGGAUCUCUAUUGUACGGUUCUGUCCCCUAGUGUCCCUUUCUCCUCCUCCGGUGUCCUCUCCUACUCCACAGGGAGCAUCCAUUUGUGCUUUAAUGUUUAAUAAAGUAAAAAGCUCCGCCUGCCUCCCUGGGUAGCUUGCAUUGGGCUGGCGUGUGCAGUGUUGGAACGUGUCUGUGUGCUUUCUUGGAUGAGCACCAGAGGAGUGCACUGGGGGUGCAGGUCCGUCUGGAAGCAGAAGUGCUACUCAGACAGCAGGUUUCUCCUUGUCACCCGUAGCUCCUGCAUAACAGGAUCCCACUUUUUUUUACCCCUUAUGGGUGAAACAGGAUAAUUAGAACACACAUCUCACAAAUGUGAGAUAGUAAGAGUUUCAGCUUUUAUUUUCUUCAUUUGGCAUGUGUUUUCCAUUGGGAACAACAAAAUAACAAUAUUUUUAGAAAACUUCUAAGAGUCAACUACAGUCGAGCAAUUAUCAUUUUUGAAGUCUUUUUAAAGUGAAAGAAAAACCUGAAACACAAAUAUUUAAAACACGAGAACAUGAAGGUGUUUUUCUACUCUGUGAUAAUCUUGAGUACAUGCACCAUAGAUCUGUUCUGCUUACAAGAGUUAAAAUGGGCAAGUGUUGAUCCAGUGCAAUGUGAACAUUAGAACAAUGAAAAACUAAUUUUUGCAUUAAGCCUUAUGUUAUGUAAUAAGUCAGUUAUAAAAUUAUGGUUUUAAAUACUUAA